This is a messenger RNA of Aspergillus melleus, 1104 nucleotides long. RefSeq names its product polyubiquitin-binding protein UFD1 (gene UFD1). Gene Ontology annotation, cellular component: VCP-NPL4-UFD1 AAA ATPase complex. Gene Ontology annotation, molecular function: polyubiquitin modification-dependent protein binding. The transcript has 3 exons. The record is from RefSeq and is a predicted model, not a curated record. NCBI's taxonomy places the organism in Eukaryota, Fungi, Ascomycota, Eurotiomycetes, Eurotiales, Aspergillaceae. Bases 1 to 1104 code for a protein of 367 amino acids.
AUGUUUCGUCCGGAUUACUGGGGUGACGACCCAAUGGAGGGCGUUUACGGUUCGUCCAUGCUUCGCUCUGGAGGAGCCGCGCGCCGUUUUGACGAAUACUAUCGAUGCUACCCCGUCGUGAUGAUGCCCGGCCCCGAACGAGAGAAUGUCAACCACGGCGGCAAGGUCAUCAUGCCGCCCAGCGCCCUGGAUAAAUUGACUCGGCUGCAUAUUACAUAUCCUAUGCUUUUCGAACUACACAACGGGGCUCGGGAGCGAAUGACCCAUGCUGGUGUAUUGGAGUUCAUCGCCGAAGAAGGGAAGAUUUAUUUACCUUACUGGUUGAUGCAAACCCUCCUGCUCGAACCCGGUGACCUCGUUCAAAUCAAGUCGACCGAUCUUCCACCCGGCCAAUUCAUCAAGCUGCAGGCUCAGUCCACCUCGUUCCUUGACAUCAGUGAUCCCAAAGCCGUCCUAGAAAAUGCCUUCCGCAAUUUCUCUUGUCUCACCAAGGGCGACGUUUUCACCUUCGCAUACAAUGAUCAGGUGUACGAGAUGGCGGUUCUGGAAACAAAACCUUCGACGAACGCGAAGGCUGUCUCCGUUCUGGAAACAGAUCUGGAAGUCGACUUCGCGCCGCCCGUCGGAUACGAGGAGAUCCAACGUCAGAGCGGCACCAGCACCCCUCGGAGUGGCACUGGGAAGCUGCCGUCGGGCGGAUUACUUCAUCCACAAGGGACAAUGGCACAGGCAAUCAACUAUGCUGCCAUUGCACCUGAAUCGACCGAUGCUGCCACAGGUGCGCGAGCGGUGUCGUCAAAUUUUCUCGUUGGUGGACAUCGUUUGAAUGCCAAGAAGGGCAGCAAAACACCAACCCCCAAGGCUUCGACGCCCACACCGGGGGCCAGUAAUCCGCAACACCCUCCACCAGUCAAAAGGACCAACGGACCCCAGCCCCUACGGCUGCCGCCAAAUCAAUUGUUCUUUGGGUAUGCGAUCAAGCCUGUGAAGAAGCGAGAUGAAAGCGGGGAAGUUGUAGAGGAAGAGAAGCCACGCUUCCAAGGAGCUGGACAGACGCUUCGGGGGAAGAAGAAGGACACGGGGGGUUCGGCAACUCCUACGUAA